Rangifer tarandus platyrhynchus (Svalbard reindeer) is the source of this 975-nucleotide messenger RNA. The record is from the annotation of a GenBank genome assembly. NCBI's taxonomy places the organism in Eukaryota, Metazoa, Chordata, Mammalia, Artiodactyla, Cervidae.
AUGGCAGCCUCUAAUAUUACCUCAACCCAUCCAGCUGCCUUCCUGUUGGUAGGAAUUCCAGGUUUGGAGCACCUGCAUGUCUGGAUCUCCAUUCCUUUCUGCUUCGCCUAUACUUUGGCUCUUCUGGGCAACUGCACCCUUCUCUUCAUUAUUCAAGCUGAUGCAGCCCUCCAUGAGCCCAUGUACUUGUUUUUGGCCAUGCUGGCAGUCAUUGAUCUUGUCCUUUCUUCUACAACACUUCCCAAAAUGCUGGCUAUUUUUUGGUUUAGAGAUCGAGAAAUAAACUUCUAUGCUUGUCUUGUCCAGAUGUUCUUUCUUCACUCCUUCUCCAUCAUGGAGUCGGCGGUGCUGCUGGCCAUGGCCUUUGACCGCUAUGUGGCCAUCUGCAAGCCACUGCACUACAGCACCAUCCUCACCGGGCCACUUAUCACCAAGAUUGGCUUGGCUGCUGUGACUCGGGCUGUGACACUCAUGACUCCACUCCCCUUUCUGCUCAGACGCUUCCACUAUUGCCGAGGUCCAGUGAUUGCCCACUGCUACUGUGAGCACAUGGCGGUGGUAAGGCUGGCCUGUGGGGACACUCGCUUCAACAACAUCUAUGGUAUUGCUCCAAACAACAUCUAUGGCAUCACCGCUGCCACAUUGGGGGUGGGUACUGACUCCAUCUGCAUUGCUAUAUCCUAUGCACUCAUCCUCCGGGCUGUGCUAGGCCUCUCCUCCAAGGAGGUAAGGGCUAAGACCUUUGGCACUUGUGGCUCCCACCUGGGAGUCAUCCUUCUGUUCUAUACACCGGGACUCUUCUCGUUCUACACUCAGCGCUUUGGCCAGCAUGUGCCCCGGCAUAUCCACAUCCUCUUGGCUGACCUCUACCUUGUCAUGCCACCCAUGCUCAAUCCCCUCAUCUAUGGCAUGAAGACCAAGCAGAUCCGGGAUGGGGCCCUCCGACUGCUGAAGCGGAGUGUUGUCCGGUCAUAA